Caenorhabditis elegans is the source of this 1292-nucleotide messenger RNA. RefSeq lists its product as uncharacterized. The record is from RefSeq and is marked reviewed. The transcript has 3 exons. NCBI's taxonomy places the organism in Eukaryota, Metazoa, Nematoda, Chromadorea, Rhabditida, Rhabditidae. Bases 2 to 1090 code for a protein of 362 amino acids.
AAUGGCUUCAAAAACCCGGCGCGGUUCAAGCCUCGCGAAAAAAGAAAAGGAAAUCAAAAAAGAAAUUGAAGAAGAUAAAGAAGUUGCACCGAUACAAGAAGAAGAUGAUGAUGGUCCACCACCGAUUUUAGAGAGAGAAGCCAGUUGUGGAGAGAAUGAUGAUACAGAUGGAGAUGGAAAAGAAGAAGAUGCACAAAAGGAAGAUGAUAUUGAUGGAAGUAAAACGAAGAAUGAAAGUAUUCUUGAAGCAUUAUCUCAAUUUUUCACCGCAGAUGAUGCUACUGUCAAAAAUCGUCGGAAUAGUCCACCAUCGGAGUCUUCAUCAACCAGAAAUACACUUGGACUCAAUCGUGGAGGGGCAAUUCCAAAGGCUCUUCUUCUGAACAAAAACCUUCGCCCUGUACCUUCAAAGACACCUCCAAUUGCUACAACACGUUUUGCAUCUCUUCGUCAUCUUUCAUCAGCCCCUGGUACAUCAGCGUCUACUUCCGGAUCACCUUCAGUUGGGAUUCGCAAGUAUGGGGUCCCACCGCCGAUGCCUCGAUCUCUUCGUAAUAUUGCGGGAAGCAUAAAUGUUGUUGGGUCAAAUUCGUCGCUCGGGCCUGCCAGACUUCUUGAAAGCCGAAAAAGACAUUUCGAUAAGGAUAAAGAUGGGAAGAACCCGAAAAGAUCUUCACUGGUAGCCUACAAUGGGGGGAGAGCCGGUGAAAACUUCCGAAAAGUGCCGCCUUCCGCAGUGUCACCAGCUCCAGGAUCAGGUUCAUCUGCAUCUUCUGGAACAUCAACUUCAUCGUCCAAUGGUAUAAUAGAUGUGCAAUCAAUGCUCCGUGAUCAGUCGCCAGUCAGAAUGCAAGUGAUGGUUGGAGGGGAUCACGAAACUAAUGGAGAUUCAAUUCAAGAAGCUAUGGAAUUGGCUAAUGCUCAAAAGGAAAGCAUAGGAAAUAUUGCAAGAGCAUCCAGCCAUCACAAUAUGCUUCUUGGUUCGAUGAUUAUUAAUGGUCUCAACACUCUACAAUCUCGGGAUAAGGAUGAAUACACUAAUUUCUCAUCAGACCUCUUUUCCCUUAUCACAAGAUAUAAUAUUAAUUAAAUGUAUUGAUCGUCACUAUAUCAUUUUUUUUUCUCUUUUCCUCAGACUCUCCAAAUUGACCCCGUUUUUAAAAUCUACUUCAUUCCUCGUUUCCAAUAAUUGUCCCUUCUUGUUUUAUCCAUGGCAUCAUUGAAUUGAAAAAUAACAAAAACAUGAUUCAAGUCAGAAUAUUAUUUAUAAUAAAUAAAUGAUAUAUUUAAUA